UUGCUUGCAUUGCGUGAUAGCCCACUUGUUAAAAAACCGGACGCUCUACCACCAAUUAGUACCUGGUUUGGUGAGCCGAUCGUAAAAAAAGAGAAAAGAAAUAACUCAGAAAACAUUCAAGAAGAUGAGAAAGGCAAACAAUCUAGUCAAAACUUCGUUGAUGGAUUAAAUAAAUCUAGAGACGAUUUGACUACAUUAGGUAUUCCGAAAAGCCCCUUACUAGGGGUUUCAAAGAGUCCUAACGGAUCGGAGCCGACAUCUCCAAAACCAUCAGAUAAAAUUGUUCUUGGUCCCCCUAAAAUGAAUUUUGCUUCAUCUUCUGUUGGAGGAUUAAAAAACUCGGAAGAUAAACCAAAUCAUGCUAGGACUGGCAG
Messenger RNA from Scutellospora calospora, 374 nucleotides. NCBI's taxonomy places the organism in Eukaryota, Fungi, Glomeromycota, Glomeromycetes, Diversisporales, Gigasporaceae. The record is from the annotation of a GenBank genome assembly.